AGGCGAACUAGCCGUAUGCAAUGUGAAGCAUUCAGGAAAUAUUUUACUCAGGUGCUCUGUUUCUCAACAGAUAUUGAUUGACAAAGAUGUGACGAUUUUUUAUUAUUUUUCACAUUGUGUACAGGAAUACAUUGAGACUGAUGUGCCGUGUCAAUUGAAUCGUCUGGAAUCUCAGAUUAUUCAAUUUGCAGUCGGGGUUAUCACGUUGUCUCACAUGAUAAAGCAAAUCGUUCAGUUCAGACAACAGGGAUUGAAAUACCUUCGUUCGUUGACGAAUUAUCUGGAGUGGGCUGCUUAUGGCAUGACACUCUUUUACGUUGUACCGCCCUGUGACUGUAAGCUGGGAUUCAAACAGGAGUUCGGAGCCGUAGCCUUGUUUAUCGCAUGGAUGAACCUAAUUCUGUUCCUCAGAAGGUUUUCCUCGUAUGGUCAAUAUAUAAUUAUGCUUACAACAAUGUUUGGCACUCUAUUCAAGGUCCUUCUGUUGUUUUUCUUGUUCGUCAUGGCAUUCAGCACAACGUUUUUUCUGCUCUUAGAUGAUGAAACGGAGACCUACUCAACUUUUCCGUAUUCCAUGAUGACCAUAUUUGUGAUGACGCUCGGUGAACUCAACUACGCCGACACGUUUAUGCCGUGGGGUAAACUGGAAUACGCUACGCUGACGAAUAUCCUGUUCUUUUUGUUUGUGCUGGGAAUGCCCAUCAUUCUUAUGAACAUGUUGGUCGGUCUCGCAGUGGGAGAUAUUGACAAGAUUCAAGUCAAUGCGUUGAUUGAUCGCUACGUCAUGCAGGUCGAGAUGGUUUUAGAUAUGGAGGAAACAGUCCCUGAAUCUUUUGCUAAGAGAGCAAAUGUUACAAAACACGUGGAAUAUCCAAACAGGGAUGCAUCCAAGCUCUAUGAGCAGCUUUUAGGCUUUAGUCGACCAACAGAAGAAGAAGAGGAAGAUUAUUCAACCCCAGAGCUCCCUCCUGAAUUUCAGCCGCUCCUGGACAGAAUGGAAGAGCAGGAGAACAGAAUCAAAGGAAUAUAUGAGCUGUUGGGAGAACAAGCAAAACUUCUCCAAACGAUUAGUCAACAGAAACAAGCUGAGGAGGAGACUCGACAGGCACCAACUAAAAUCUUAGGAAAAAUGUCAAGUAAACUGAUCCCCAGUUUCAAGUUUUAGACUGUUCAAGAUCAGAGUCUCCUUUUAAACUUCAUGGAGAGUUUUUCAAUCGAGUAUUAUCCCAUAGUUUUUGUCCUUUCAUUUUGUGAAUGCACAACUUUUUUCCCAGGCCUUUGCCCUUUUACCAAUUUCUAAGUUAAAAGCCUCGUAUGCACCAUCUAGGCUAGCUAGCAAGCUUAAAGGAUGUUUUCAUAAGACUUUGUUGCUAAGAAACCCCUACCCUAACCCCUAAGGUGAUAUAUAUCGUUACAGCGAUAAGCCGAAGAUCGAAAGAAGCUGAUCUUUCUUGAAUUAAACAGUACAGAUCUUCAGCUGAACAG
Messenger RNA from Orbicella faveolata, 1485 nucleotides. RefSeq names its product transient receptor potential cation channel subfamily A member 1-like. Gene Ontology annotation, molecular function: protein binding; monoatomic ion channel activity. Gene Ontology annotation, biological process: monoatomic ion transmembrane transport. Gene Ontology annotation, cellular component: transmembrane transporter complex; membrane. Lineage: Eukaryota; Metazoa; Cnidaria; Anthozoa; Scleractinia; Merulinidae. The record is from RefSeq and is a predicted model, not a curated record.